Lolium rigidum is the source of this 1230-nucleotide messenger RNA. RefSeq names its product mitochondrial dicarboxylate/tricarboxylate transporter DTC-like. The record is from RefSeq and is a predicted model, not a curated record. NCBI's taxonomy places the organism in Eukaryota, Viridiplantae, Streptophyta, Magnoliopsida, Poales, Poaceae. Gene Ontology annotation, molecular function: oxoglutarate:malate antiporter activity. Bases 16 to 921 code for a protein of 301 amino acids. The transcript has 6 exons.
AGGCCUCGGACGGAGAUGGCGGACGCCAAGCAGCAGGCGGCGGCGCCCGGCGGCGUCUGGAAGACCAUCAAGCCCUUCGUCAAUGGCGGCGCCUCCGGGAUGCUCGCCACCUGCGUCAUCCAGCCCGUCGACAUGAUCAAGGUGAAGAUCCAAUUAGGCGAGGGAUCUGCAGCUCAGGUCACAAAGAAGAUGCUUGCUGAAGGUGGCCCUAGUUCCUUUUACAAGGGUUUGUCAGCCGGUUUACUGAGGCAAGCUACCUAUACAACUGCUCGUCUUGGAUCCUUCAGGGUUCUGACAAACAAAGCAAUUGAGGCAAAUGAUGGGAAGCCAUUGCCACUUAUUCAAAAAGCCUUUAUUGGCCUAACUGCUGGAGCGAUUGGCGCCACUGUUGGUAGUCCUGCUGAUUUGGCGCUCAUUAGGAUGCAAGCUGAUUCGACCUUACCAGCAGCACAGCGGCGUCACUACAAGAAUGCAUUUCAGGCACUCUACCGUAUCUCUGCUGACGAAGGUGUCCUUGCACUUUGGAAGGGUGCUGGCCCAACUGUGGUGAGAGCCAUGUCACUGAAUAUGGGUAUGCUUGCGUCCUAUGACCAGAGUGUUGAGCUAUUCAGGGACAAAUUCGGCGCUGGAGAAAUUUCGACUGUUGUUGGAGCCAGUGCCAUUUCUGGAUUCUUUGCGGCGGCAUGCAGUUUGCCGUUUGAUUUUGUGAAAACUCAAAUUCAAAAGAUGCAGCCUGAUGCGACUGGAAAGUACCCAUACACCGGGUCUUUGGACUGUGCCAUGCAAACCUUAAAGAGCGGUGGCCCGUUGAAGUUCUACACCGGCUUUCCUGUAUAUUGUGUCAGGAUUGCCCCCCAUGUCAUGAUGACGUGGAUCUUCUUGAAUCAAAUCCAGAAGUUUGAGAAGAAGAUUGGCAUAUAAGAUCUCUAAUUGGAAACAGUAUCCAUCCUUGCUCGACACAUUUAAUAACAUUCCAGCAGCUUUGCAUUAUGGUGGUUGGCUUUUGGUAGACAGAGUUUAAGCAAUUUUACCGUAGCUUACAUUUGCUGUGGUACUCUUGACAUUGUUAUAAUAAUCGUAUUAUUUGUUGUAAUUGGGCAUUUUUUUGGCGGGAUACUUAAGUUAAGAGGGCAUACUACCUUUUUUUUGGCAAUAAUUGGGGACACUACCUUCUUGUGCCAUUGAAUUGAAUGAGACCAGAUAUUACAGAAAUCUUUGAGACGUUUCUCU